GAGAAAUUGCGUAACUACACUACAACAAACGAACAGCCUAAACCUGUAGUGGUGCUGAUAAGUGAUAGUGGUCCCAACGAAAACCCUAGAUAUAGAAAAACAAUUCAAAUGAUGAUCGAACAUUUUGAUAAAUAUAAUCUUGAUACCAUAAUUGUAGUAUGCUUUGCACCACACCAGAGUGCAUCUAAUCUGGUUGAAAGGCAAAUGGUGCCUUUAAGUCAUGAUUUAGCUGGCGUCAUACUUCCACAUGAUACAUUUGGAUCACAUUUAGAUGCACAGCUAAAAACAAAUGAUGAAGAGUUAGAAAAGCGUAAUUUUAAAGCAGCUGCAGAUAUUUUAACAUCAAUAUGGGAAGAUACAAUUAUAGAUAACUACCCAGUUCUUGUUAAGUAUAUAGAUCCUCCUAAUGAACAUUAUAGCCCAAGUAAAAAAACUUUAAAAAACCAUACUAGAAAAUGUUUGCGUAAGGAAUCUAAUUUAUCUGUAGAGGCUGCUUUGAAUACUCAAGAAUUCCCAGUGGUGUAUGUUCACAACUAUCAUCAUGGUGAAUUCUUGGUUAGUAACGAAAGUAGUAAGACUAUAUGGGUGGAAGAAGAGGCAGUACCAGAAGAUGUGUUAGAAACCUAUAAUCAGCAAGUACAAGUUCAAGAAGAAUUGGUUGCAGAUAAA
Molecule: messenger RNA, 669 nt
Organism: Dentiscutata erythropus
Lineage: Eukaryota; Fungi; Glomeromycota; Glomeromycetes; Diversisporales; Gigasporaceae
Source: the annotation of a GenBank genome assembly